CUCAAUAGAGGUUGACGUAUCUAUCGUUGAUAUUGUUUACAUAUAUACUACACAGGCUCAUACACAUAGAGAUACACCAAUGCAAAUAUGAUAACGUCACGGUUAAUGAGAACUUUGGUUCGUUCCUCGGUAUGCAGAUUUCAGUCAACCACUGGAGCAGGCGUGGCAGAAAGUGAUGAUGUUGUGGACAGUCCAAGACCACUAUCUGAUAUGCCCGGUCCCGGUGGAAUAUACAGAAUGCCUUAUUUAGGAUUGGCUUUUAUGUUGAAACCAUUCACCAAUAUAUCACAGCAAGAUUUCCACCUGCUUUUAGACCAGUUACACGAUAAAUAUGGGGAGAUAGUUCGAAUGAAAGUAGGAAAUGGCGAUUGGGUUUGUACCGCCGACCCACAUGAUAUCGAAAGAAUUUACAAAUCUGAAGGGAAAUAUCCCAAGAGAUUCGGUCUACUCAUGAUAGAACACCAUUUUAACAAGACCAAAAAGGAGAAGACUAUAGCAUUUUUACAAGGUCCAAAAUGGGCAGAACUGAGGCAGCAUAUACAGAGAAAAUUAGUUCGACCCAAGUCGGCUCUAUAUUAUAUUGACGGUCAAGCAUCUGUAAGUCGAGACUUUGUGGAAAGACUGAAAACUACCAAACCUGAGGAUGUCCGCGAUCUGCUCUUUUCAUAUUCUACUGAAAGUAUUGGUGUUGUGUGUUUUAAUAAGCGGAUGGGAUUUAUGGACGAAGAAAUGGAUCCAGAAGUAGCCGACUAUUUCGAGAAUAAUAAACAAUUUUUCACCUUGCUGAACAAAGGUAUAACUGGGUUCCCUUUUUACAAAUAUUUUGAGACUCCUAUGUACAAAAAAGUGAUCAACACGUAUGAAAAAACUUACAGUUUUGGUCGAAAGCAAGUUGAAGAAUCUUUGGAACAGACCAAGAAGAUGAAAGAAGAAGGAACCUUUGAUGCUGAGGAACCCAAUUUCAUGAUGUCCUUACUCGCAGAAGAACGACUGACAACUGAUCAGAUUUCUGGGAUUGUCUUGGACUUACUGAUUGGUGGAACCGACUCGACUGCUAAAACAUUAGAAGUAAUGUUAGACGUACUGGCUCGUCAUCCAGAAGAACAAGAGAAAUUAUACAAAGAGGUUCAUCAAUUUCUUGGCGAUGAUGGAGACCCGACUGCCGAAAACCUGCCCAAAAUGAAAUACCUCGUCGCCUGCUGCAAAGAAUCUAUGAGAAUGAACUAUCCUGUGGUUUCGGGUAGUAACAGAAUAUUAACAGAAGACAUAAUUCUCAGUGGUUAUCAUGUUCCUAAAAAUACUCUAAUUUUGCUCAAUAACCGCAGAAUGGUUCUUGAUAGAAAGUAUGCCAGUGAUCCCGACCGGUAUAUACCAGAACGUUGGUUGCGCGACGCGGAAGGAAACAAGAAUGUGAAUAUCCCCAGUGUUGGAAUGAUACCUUUCAGCAUCGGUGUUAGGAACUGUGUGGGGCGGCGAUUUGCAGAGCAAGAAAUCUACCUAGCCACAGCCAAGAUUAUCCAGAAAUUUAAGGUUGGAUUGGUUAACCCGGAAGUGAAAAACACUAUCACCUAUCAGACAUUUGCUACACUUCAAGAUCCCGCUAUGCUGACUUUUACAUCGAGACGAUAAGAUUUUAAGCCAUCCUUUCCGCAAUAAGUAUAAUGGUAUAUAAGUACGAAGUUCGUUAGUAGUUUGACAUGGUGAAGAUGCCCUUUUUGUUGUACAUUCCAUUUCAGAAUAUCUAUAAAUAUGUUGGUUCCCUAAAAAGGGGAAGU
Messenger RNA from Lottia gigantea (owl limpet), 1775 nucleotides. RefSeq lists its product as hypothetical. The transcript is spliced from 10 exons. NCBI's taxonomy places the organism in Eukaryota, Metazoa, Mollusca, Gastropoda, Lottiidae. The record is from RefSeq and is a predicted model, not a curated record. Gene Ontology annotation, molecular function: monooxygenase activity; heme binding; iron ion binding. The coding region runs from base 88 to 1629 and encodes 513 amino acids.